This is a messenger RNA of Meloidogyne enterolobii, 1140 nucleotides long. NCBI's taxonomy places the organism in Eukaryota, Metazoa, Nematoda, Chromadorea, Rhabditida, Meloidogynidae. The record is from the annotation of a GenBank genome assembly.
ACAUAUAUUUUAGAAAUGUACACCCCUAAUAAAAAUAAAAACAGCGAUAUUGGAGAUUUCUACGAAUUAUUGGGCGUUUCUAGAAAUGCAAGUGAACAGGAAAUUAAAGAUGCUUACAGAAAAUUGGCUUUGAAGUAUCAUCCAGCCCAAGAACACUUCAAAAUGAUAAGCAUUGCUUAUUCUGUACUUUCUGACCCAAACAAACGAAGACAAUACAAUGUUUCUGGUCCGUCUACAGCAAUGGCUAAUUUUGAGGGUAUUGACAUUUCUGAACUUGGUGGAUUCGGUCGGUUCUUUGGAGCUAUGGUAUCUUCAUUUGGCUUUAAAAUCCCAACACAAAUUCGACCCAAAGUUUUGGCUCAAGCCAUUGAUAUUUGUAAAGGAAAGGAGUCUGAUACAAGUGUCAGAAGGCUCAUACCCGGUGUUCCAAUCGACAAUUCUAUGAGCAAUCAAGAAGCCCAUUUUUAUAGAUUUGAUGUUUCAAAUGAUUCUAGACAUGGAGUAAUUAUUCGCUGCAAAUCCCAUUCCAAAAGUAAAUUCAAACUGGUGCUAUUUGAUAAAGAUGGAAGUGUUCGUGACAUUAAAGAAAGCCAAAAACGAAAGCAUUGCACUUCGGCAGAAUUGUUCUUUUUACCUUUCCAAAGAAUUGAAAUUCCUGAAUUUUCUCCAAUGCAUCAUUUAAUGGAAGAUAAAGAAACGCCUUUGCCUUUUCACUAUUUGGAUGCGUUGGAAACUCAAGGCGCUAACUUGUCCGAGUUGAUUCAACCAAAUUAUAUUCUUUGUGUUUAUGGAGAUAAUUUUCUUUCACAGGUCAAAUACAAAAUCACAUUUUUACCUUUACCAAUAAAUGAACAAGCUAAUUUGGCAAUUGAAACAAUUAGACAAAUUGAGCCUGUUUUGCAAAAUAAAAAACAAGAAAUGAAACAAUUCCAAAAAGAAUAUAUGGACCUUAAAACAAGAUGGGAAGCAGCAAAAGCAAAGCUCAAAAAAGAAGAUGAAGAUAUAACAAAUUUACUUAAAGCAAGGGAGGAAGGUUAUGAUAGAUUAUUCGAUGCUUGUAUGUUAGCCUAUCGUCCAGUGAAUGUUGAAGUAGCAACAUCAAAUGGAGGAGGCGGAUUUUUUUCAUUCCUUGGAAAAUGA